AUGGGGAGACUGAUCAAGACGGGGCCGCAGGAGAGGCGGUUACUCCGGCCAAAGCGGCUUCACUGGAGUCGCCUCCUCUUCCUGCUGGGAAUGCUGAUCAUUGGUUCCUUCUACCAGCACCUGAGGAGACCCCAUGGCCUCCCCUCACUGUGGGCAGCAGUCUCUUCCCAACAGCCGGUGCAACUGGCCGGCCGAGGUGUCCCUGAUGACGAGGUGAUGACGGUGAGCAGCGACCCUCUGAAAACCAGCUCUGAAUUGCAAGGAGAGAUGCAGGCACCCAAAGCCCCAGCGGGCAGAGAGGAAGUAACACCCACCAUGACAACAAAGAACACCCCAAGAAGAACAGCUAAGGUCACUCCGUCAACGCCCAGGAAUCAUUCCAGCCUAGCAACAGCAGGCAGAGAAAGAAGGAAGGGAAACACCCCAACCACACCCAGUGGAGCACAGAAUCACUAUGUCCCAACUUCAAGCAGACAAGCUGUAAAAACUUACACCCCAACAUUUGGGGGGGAAAUGAAGAAUGACGGCCCAACUAACGCCAGGGGAAAGGUGAAGAAGUAUACCCCACCUGCACCUGCUGAAGUAGACACGUUCGCACCGUCCACGUUCACCACGAUGGAAACAAGCCGUGUGAUUGCCCCCAGGACUGCGGGGAAAGACGGGGAAACCGUGGCUGCCUAUAAAAUAUUGGAGGCCAAUGCUCUCAAGAGAAUAGCAGAGGACACUACCCCAACUACUCUCGGGGUGAUAGUUGAUAACACCCCAACUUUCCUGACACACGAGGGGGAAACAAACAUCUUGACUUCUGCAAAGAGCACAGUGGAAAAGAACAGCCCGACUACAUCCAGCAGAGAGGGAAAGAACAGCUCAGUCAACCCCUGGAGGUCCGUGGGAAACAGCAGCCUGACGACUCCCCAGGAAACAGCCCUGGAGCACACCCCAGUCCUGGCCGAGGACCACGUGACAAGAAGCCCCACGUCAGGCAGCAGUCGGGUAGAAACCGAGGUCCCCACUGCCGCCUGGAGGAUCAGGGGUCUCUCACCCAGAGCCGGUGCACCAGCCAUCCAGGCAGCCUCAGCCCCCAGCGCCUCAGCAGACCCCAGGCCUAGGGCAAAUCCGACCAUGCGGGUCCGUCACUGUGUGGUGGUGGAGCCAGCCCCGGCCAGGCCUGCCACCCACUCCCCAGGCCUGAGUACCACCCUGUUCCCAGAGCCACCAGGUCCCAGUCCCUCAGCACUGUCCUCCACCUGGCCGGGCCUCUCCCACAGCGGGGAGUACCCCCAGGACCUGUUCAGCCUGGAGGACCGGCGGCAGGGCUGGGUGGUCCUGCACAUCUUCGGCAUGAUGUAUCUGUUCGUGGCCUUGGCCAUCGUGUGUGAUGAGUUCUUCGUCCCAGCCCUGGGCGUCAUCACAGACAAACUGCAGAUCUCCGAUGAUGUGGCCGGGGCCACAUUCAUGGCUGCAGGAGGCUCCGCACCCGAGCUCUUCACUUCCCUCAUUGGCGUCUUCAUCUCCCACAGCAACGUGGGCAUCGGCACCAUCGUGGGCUCCGCCGUGUUCAACAUCCUCUUUGUCAUUGGCACCUGUUCGCUCUUCUCCCAGGAGAUCCUCAGCCUCACCUGGUGGCCUUUGUUCCGCGACGUCUCCUUCUACUUCCUCGACCUGAUGAUGCUCAUCCUCUUCUUCCUGGACAGCCUCAUCGCCUGGUGGGAGAGCCUGCUGCUGCUGCUGGCCUACGCCCUCUACGUGCUCACCAUGAAGUGGAACCGGCAGAUCGAGCGCUGGGCCAAGGAGCAGCUCAGCCGGAGGCCGGCAGCCAGGGUCACGGCCCGGGGCGACCUAAGCAAGCCGGACGAUGGGGCCAUUGCUGUGGAUGAGCUCCAGGAUAACAAGAAGCUAAAGCUCCCGUCCGUGCUGACCCGAGAGAGCAGCUCGUCCUCCCUGCACAACAGCACCAUCCGCAGCACCAUCUACCGGCUCAUGCUCCACAGCCUGGACCCCCUGGGGGAAGCCCACGUCUCCAAGGACAAGGAGGGCAGCCUGGGACAGGCAGCCGGGGCCCAACCCCAGGCCAAAGAAGAAAGCAAAGCAGAAGUGGAGGAACCAGCCAAGCUUCCUGCAGUCUCUGUCACACCAGACCCUGCCCCAGACGUCAGGAGAGGUCAGGAGAAGCGCCCUGGCUGUCAGGAGGGUGAGGCCGGUGCUGAGUGCACAGGCGAAGGGGCAGGCAAAGAGGGUGAAGCUCGAGGGAAAAGCAGAGGUGCAUCUCGACCCGAAGGAAAAGGAGAUGCUGAAAGUACGGGUGACAGUGAGAUCCCAGCACAGAGAAGAGGACACGGUGACAGGGGAGGCAGACUCCGAGUGGAAGGCGGCCACAGGAAAGGUGAUGACGGAGGAACCGAAGGCCAGGACGCCGGUGCUGAAACCCAAGGGGAAGCAAACGGUGAUGAGAAAAGCACAGACAGUGAAGGGGGAGGUGAUGGAGGUGAGAGUGAGAGUGCGGAGGAGGAGGACGAUGACGAGGGCGAUGAGCCCCUGUCCCUGGACUGGCCGGAGACCAGGCAGAAGCAGGCCGUUUACCUCUUCCUCCUGCCUGUCGUGCUCCCGCUGUGGCUGACGGUGCCCGAUGUCCGCAGGCAGGAGUCCAGGAAGUUCUUCCUUGUCACCUUCCUGGGCGCCAUCAUAUGGAUAGCUGUCUUCUCGUACCUCAUGGUAUGGUGGGCUCACCAGGUCGGUGAGACAAUAGGGAUUUCCGAAGAGAUCAUGGGUUUGACAAUUCUGGCUGCGGGCACGUCGAUCCCCGACCUCAUCACCAGUGUGAUUGUCGCUCGGAAGGGCCUGGGAGACAUGGCUGUGUCGAGCUCUGUGGGCAGUAACAUAUUUGACAUCACCGUGGGCUUGCCUGCUCCGUGGCUGCUCUUCUCUCUGCUCAGCGGACUACAGCCUGUCCCCGUCAGCAGCAACGGCCUGUUCUGCGCCAUCGUGUUGCUCUUCCUCAUGCUCUUGUUUGUGAUCUCUUCGAUCGCUUCGUGCAAGUGGAAAAUGAGCAAGAGGCUGGGCUUCGCGAUGUUCCUCCUUUACUUCGUGUUCCUGAUCAUCAGUGUGCUGCUGGAAGAGCGCAUCAUGGCCUGUCCUGUAUCUCUCUGAGUCGGCCAUUGUCGCUCAGCCCGCACGGACACCAGGAGCCAGGUCAGCAGUUACUUUAUCAAACAAUGAGCCCGAUCCGGGAGUGACCCGAGUGACCCAGAACCUCUGAUGUGGACGUGAUCCAGGACCGAACUUUCCUCUCGGAAAUACUUGGAGCUUAUUGUGGAUUAAGACCCUCAUUUCCGGAGAGUGGGGUUCCUACCCCCGACUCACAGACUUCCAUCAUGUGGGGGCCACAGAAGGACCCCUGGAGCCAGUGUUUCCCAAAUGAGAGUGAUGGGGACAGGCACAGAGGACAGCUCACAGCACGCAGGCACGGUCGCAUCUCAGCGCUCCCAGCCCUGCCCCAGCACAUGCGGUCAAGUGCUGGCUGCUCUUUUUCUAUUUGAAACAUGAGAUUUGAUCAGGUUUGUAAUCACACAGGUUCCGUUACUGGUGAACUUAAGGAGCUAAAGCUAUUGGAAAAAAAGUGUAUCAGGAAUCACUUACCAUUCCACAUUGCAGUCCUGUAAAAUAUGUAACAAAUAUCUUUAGCUUAAAAAGGAGACUACGUUAACUGUUAACUCUCGCUGUUACCGUUCUGAGAGUGGAACUGAAACA
This is a messenger RNA of Tupaia belangeri chinensis (Chinese tree shrew), 3747 nucleotides long. It is a transcript of the gene SLC24A1, whose product is annotated as solute carrier family 24 member 1. The transcript is spliced from 9 exons. Gene Ontology annotation, cellular component: plasma membrane. Gene Ontology annotation, molecular function: calcium, potassium:sodium antiporter activity; calcium channel activity. Bases 1 to 3147 code for a protein of 1048 amino acids. The record is from RefSeq and is a predicted model, not a curated record. Lineage: Eukaryota; Metazoa; Chordata; Mammalia; Scandentia; Tupaiidae. Gene Ontology annotation, biological process: long-term synaptic depression; visual perception; long-term synaptic potentiation.